Molecule: messenger RNA, 702 nt
Organism: Triticum turgidum subsp. durum (durum wheat)
Lineage: Eukaryota; Viridiplantae; Streptophyta; Magnoliopsida; Poales; Poaceae
Source: the annotation of a GenBank genome assembly
AUGGAGGAGUACGGCGCGGGGGACCUCCUGAGCGAGGCCAUGUGCGCCGGCGGGCGGGUGGUGGUGGUGGAGGACUGCGUGGAGGCGCCCGCCGCCUUCGUCCUCCACCUCCUCCUCAAGCGCGCGCUCGCGGCAGCCGGUGGCGCGGCGCUCGGCUGUAACUUGUCCAUGCAUAGGAAGAGUGAGAGGCUUCAUUUCUUUGACUUGCAGGCGUUCCCAGGUGGAACACGGGGAGGUGCCAUUGCUGAUAGCUUAGCUCAGCUGUAUAGUGGCGUUCAGAGAGUGGUGGAGACAUACAGGAGUGGAGAAAAUGCAGGUCGGUUCACGGUUAUGAUAGAUGAUGUUUCACUCUUGGAAGUUGCUGCCAGUGGUUCUGCAGAUGAUGUCUUGGACUUCUUGCAUUAUUGCGUGACACUUACGUCUGAGAUGAAUUGCUCGCUCGUGGUUCUUAUUCAUGAGGAUAUUUAUUCAAGUGAGGAUGGUGUGGGACUUCUCGCACAUCUGCGCUAUAUUGCGGAUCUUGUGAUUAAAGCAGCACCUCUGAGCACUGGUUUAGCCGCUGAUGUUCAUGGACAGCUGUCAGUAAUAAACAAAGGAAUGCUCAUCGAGCAAAGGCCGGCAAAAGGGCGGAAAGUUUGGAACUUCCAUUUUAAGGUGAAGGAAAACGGCGCAGACUUCUUCUACCCAGGGAGCAGACACUAG